AUGUUUGAUAUAUCGGAAAUAACUCAGACUUGGUCACCAAGUACCGUACCAACAAGUACCACCUUAUCAUCUAUCGACCCUACCAAUGCUCCUGCACUUGUUCAAUCAUUUUCAUCGGCUUUAGAACGUGCAUUCACUGAGACAGGGUAUUACAACUUGUUACUGUUAUCUCAAGUUGCCAGGGGUGCAGAGGCUUCCAUGACCAUUAUAUCAGCUGAAGAAGUGUUGGCGACUGCAACAGACAGUGCAGUGCAAGCUAGUGCUACCCAAGCUAUUUUUGAAGCAACUGUUAAUUUAAAGGCAUUAGAAUGGGAUCAGAAUUUGUUCAAUAUUGUAUUGAAUCGACCAGCUAAUAUAAUAUACUUGAUUAUAUACUUUAUAAUCUUUAUUUAUGUGGCACUUAUGAUUAUCAAAUCGAGAUAUUGGUGGUAUAACGUUACAUUCUUUUGUGGGUAUGGGUUAGAAUUCAUUGGAUUUUUAGGAAGAGUUUUGGCAUUUAGUGACGAUACCAAUAUGAAGUUUUACUUAAUGCAGAUUAUUUGCUUGACUAUAGCACCUGCGUUUAUUAUGGCCGGGAUAUAUUUCUUAUUUGCACAAUUGGUGGUUAUUCAUGGACGACAAUAUUCGGUGUUAAAGCCUAUGUGGUACUCGUAUUUCUUUAUCGCUACCGAUGUGUUGUCCUUAUUGAUUCAAGCUGGUGGUGGUGCUUCUGCUUCUGUGGCAUCGAGUCAUCAUGAGAAUACUAAGCCAGGAACAAAUACCAUGAUUGCCGGUAUUGUGGUUCAAGUUUCUGCCAUGACUGUAUUCCUUGUAUUCUGGUUUGAAUUCUUGAAUAGAAUUUAUUUCAAGAAUGCCAAAGUUAGCAGUGAUUCAGAAAAAUCGAACAGGCCAUAUGCCAAAAGAUCUUUUGUCAACGCAUUUAGGUUAUUACUUAAUGUAAAGGCAGUAAGACAAUAUCGUCAUACCCAUCUUGAAAGUCACUACAACCAGAAGUUUGUCAGUAUCCGUGAACGUAAAUUAUUUGAUUGGAUGCCAUUGGCUAUGACAAUUGCAGUUAUUGUUAUUUACAUUCGUUGUGUAUAUAGAGUUGUGGAAUUGGCUCAGGGAUUCCAAGGGUUCUUGAUCAAUCAUGAAGUAUUCCUUAUGGUUUUAGACGCAUUAAUGAUUGCCAUUGCUGGGUUGAUUUUCAUACCAUUCCACCCAGUAUGGAUUUUUGGUAAACAAAAUAUCGUCAAAUUGGCCACAAUUAAGAAGAAUCAAGAUGAAGUGAAAGAAGAUAAUGAGAGCUUUAUUUCUAGUAAUCAACUUGAAGUUGUGGCUGAGCAAGGAUCUGACUCUCAGGAAGAAUCCCCCCGCUUAAAAUAG
Molecule: messenger RNA, 1365 nt
Organism: Spathaspora passalidarum NRRL Y-27907
Lineage: Eukaryota; Fungi; Ascomycota; Pichiomycetes; Serinales; Debaryomycetaceae
Gene: RTA2
Product: phospholipid-translocating ATPase
Exons: 1
Coding region: 1-1365 (454 amino acids)
Cellular component (GO): plasma membrane; fungal-type vacuole
Source: RefSeq, a predicted model, not a curated record